GGCUAAGCCAACAACGCAAUGUGAGCGAGUAGUUUUUUUGUUGGUUCUCAUCUCAUUUUCUUUCUCUCUCUGAGUCUCUCUCUCUCUCUCUGCUUUCUCCUUUGAGCUCCGAUGGCGAGCCUGUGGCGCGCUGCGACCGGCUUGACGGAGAAACCCAACGACUACGACGGCGUCGAGUUUUGGUCCAAUCCUGAGCGCACUGGUUGGCUCACAAAGCAGGGCGAGUACAUCAAAACGUGGCGCCGCCGCUGGUUCGUUCUCAAGCAAGGCAAGCUCUUCUGGUUCAAGGAAUCCUCCGUCACACGCGCCUCCAGGCCACGCGGCGUCAUCCCCGUCGCCUCUUGCCUCACCGUCAAGGGCGCCGAAGACGUUCUAAAUAAACCCAACGCCUUCGAACUCUCUACCCGCUCCGACACCAUGUACUUCAUCGCCGAUUCCGAGAAGGAGAAGGAGGAUUGGAUCAACUCCAUCGGUCGCUCUAUCGUUCAGCACUCCAGAUCCGUCACCGAUUCCGAGAUCGUCGAUUACGAUAACAGCGCCAAGCGCUGAUUGAAACUUCACGCGCUCCGAAAUCCACGUCUUCUUCCGGUGAACGAGUUCUCCUUUUUUAUUGUUUUUGUUUUCCUGUGAUUGUGUAUAUUGUUAUUAUAUUAAUCGCCGAUCGCGUUCGUCCUGGUGAAGAACCUCUGUUUAUGUACCUGAAUUGCUAUCAAAUUGUAAGGUUUUGCUUUUGCUUAUUUGUUAGGGUUUUUGCUGUAGAUUUUAUUUAAUUGCUUCGCGAACAUUGAUCCUUUGUUCGAUUAAAUUGCUUUCAAUUUCAACGAUAUUAAGCUGUAAUACAAAAGUUUUCCUCUAAGUGAAAGAUUUUUG
Abrus precatorius (Indian licorice) is the source of this 870-nucleotide messenger RNA. RefSeq names its product pleckstrin homology domain-containing protein 1. The coding region runs from base 112 to 549 and encodes 145 amino acids. Lineage: Eukaryota; Viridiplantae; Streptophyta; Magnoliopsida; Fabales; Fabaceae. The record is from RefSeq and is a predicted model, not a curated record. The transcript has a single exon.